AUGCAAUCACUGGCCGACGGUUCGCCGGUCUCGCAUCAGACGUUGGAGUCCGAGAGACUGGCGCACUCUCAGCUUUGCGACAUCGUCAAGGACUUGAGCUUGGCGUUCGGACCCCAACUGGUCAGUUACUUGUUUUGCGUGUUCCUCGAGCAUUUAGCUCGGUUCUAUUUCAUGACGUAUCACCCGGAAUCCAUGUCCAGUAACUUGGACACGGCCAAUAACGUUAAAGCACUGCAACCACUGAUGUUCAUAGUCCACAGUUGGAUCGGCGUGUAUCUGAUAGCUUAUCUGUCCGACAAAGUCACCGAAUCCAGCAAAGAUAUUAUAACAAGCUUAAGAAGUAUACCUAUAUGGAAACUACCAAGAUGUCACUCUACUCAGAUAAUGCUGUUCAUGACUCAAGUGCAAUGUUCCAAUACAGAAGUCACGGCAUGUGGACUUUUUAAAGUGAACAAAACUAUUUUAUCCUCCAUCACAAUGUCUUUGGCCACUUACAUUAUUGUAGUAAUACAAUUGUCACCGAACAUCAAACAAAUAUUUAUAAAUUAAAAUUAUCUGUACGGUCACUACAUUUAAGUUAAUUAUGCGGCCACGGGCCAAGUGUAUUGACUUCACAUUGAUGCAAAAAUUAUAAUCGCGUUAAAAAACAUUUCAACACAGUAUAAUAGGCCAUCCAAACCAUCAAAUUUGGUUUGAUUUACUAUAAUAUUUGGCACAGUAAUAUAAAAAUAAGAGGUUUUCAUGGAUCACCAGGCAUUUCGUCUACCACUUCGUUCAUCUUGGCAAACAAUAUUUAUAAUAAUAA
Molecule: messenger RNA, 805 nt
Organism: Adelges cooleyi (spruce gall adelgid)
Lineage: Eukaryota; Metazoa; Arthropoda; Insecta; Hemiptera; Adelgidae
Exons: 4
Coding region: 1-549 (182 amino acids)
Biological process (GO): sensory perception of taste
Cellular component (GO): membrane; dendrite; neuronal cell body
Source: RefSeq, a predicted model, not a curated record